CGCACAAACUGAGCGCUAAAACCUCGCUGCAACAAGAGGCUGAAGAGAAGCCAAUUCAACUUACUGGGACUCCAUCAUCAAGGAUGCUUGAAAACCACUAGCUUCCUCCUUCUGCGAUAUUUGGGGUGAUGAACUCUGGACUAUUGUUGGAUUACGCAAUGUGCCGUGCACCACAGAAGGCUGCACGUUCCGUCCGUAGGAGGACGUAGCGAUGGAUUCGUGUAGAUGAAAGAGUCCAACAUGCAUCGGGAAAGUGGCUCACAAAUGCUGGUGGUGCUCAGCUCUGUGUUUCUGUUCCUGACACAUGGUCGAGCCGCUUCCAGAUGCGCAAACAACGCAUGUAGUCCGUCACUUCAGAACCUGGCCAGAGGCAGGACUCUCACAACGCUUCCAGGGAGCUGCAGAAACAGCUCCCACCUCUGCCCUGAGGAGCCUCACCCACCCGCUCUCAUGACCGACGAUCAUUUUCUGCAGAGUUGGUGGGAAUCAGGUGCAGGAGCCACAACAAAUGGAAAUCAGGUUGAGAUCCGUUUGGACCUGGAAACACAGUUUUGCUUGUCUCAUGUGGUUUUGGUGUUCAGAUCCCCCCGUCCAGCCGUCAUGACUGUUGAACGGUCCAGGGACUUUGGGAAGUCCUGGGAGUUUCUAAAGCUUUUUGCACACAACUGCACUGUGGCGUUUGGUUUGCCCGAUGACAUGAAUCAUCCAGGGUCUCCCUGUACGUCCCGUUACUCCAGUGCGACCCCCUGCAGCGGUGGUGAGGUGAUCGUACGCACACUUGACCCCGGCAGCCUCAGUAAAGUGGACCCCUAUAGUUCAGAAGGCAUCUCUCGCCUGGUCCUCACUAACCUUCGUAUCCGACUGCUGAAGCCUCAGACAUGUCCUGACGUCCCGCAGACACCCACGGUCUCAGCUCCAUCCUCCGCAGCGGCUACCCAAAACUCCAGCGCCGCACCGUUCGCCAUUUACACUUUACUGGCCCAGGGGACCUGCCUGUGUCACGGACAUGCCGAGGAGUGCGUUCCACAUGACAGCGCCGGAGACUCCAGGCACGAUCGUAACCGGGUGUGGGGCAAGUGUCUGUGCACUCACCACACAGCUGGGGACCACUGUGAGAGGUGCGCUGCCCUUUUCAACGACCGCCCUUGGAGACCUGCCAAUGGCACCAGUGGGGAAACAAACGCAUGUCAGAAGUGCGAGUGCAAUGGUCAUGCGGACCGAUGUCACUUCUCCCAGCGGGUGUGGUUGUCGACGGGUGGCACCAGUGGUGGAGUCUGUGAUGGCUGUCGGCACAACACUGUUGGGAGAAGGUGCCAGCGCUGCCGCCCCGGGUACCAUCGACAACCGUCUCAGCCCAUCCACUCACCCAACACCUGCAAACGCUGCUGGUGCGAUCCAAACGGCUCGCUCCCUCCAGAACCGCAUCAAGACGGACCAUGGUGCCACCCUCGGAGCGGCCAGUGCAGCUGUAAACCUGGUGUUGGGGGGUUCAGCUGCACUCGUUGCCUGCCCGGACACUGGGGUUUUGGAGUGGACGGAUGUAAACGCUGUACAUGCCCAGAUGUCUGUGACGCAGCCACUGGUCAGUGUCAAGACAGCUACUUGAACAAUCAGAUAUUUAACGUACCGUUUGGUGGGAAAAUCCCAGACAUAGAAGCUCAGACAUUUAUCAUGGAAGAAGACGCCCAGUGGUCAAAAGAGCUCGCUGUCUCUGCUUUGCAUUACACUGGAAAGUGCAGCUGUAAAGAGAAAAAGCUGCGCAGCGUGUCAGACCUCUGCAAGAGCAAGCACGGCUAUGUGAUCAAGGCAAGUGUGCUGUCGGCUCAUGACAAGGGCAGUUACGCGGAGGUGAAGGUCAAAGUGCGGAAAGUCCUGCGUGCAGGCCUGGGGACGCUGUACCUGGGGACAGUCAGUGUCUACCCGCUGUCCUGGACCAGCCGCGGGUGCACCUGCCCGAUUCUUAACCCAGGGAUGGAUUACCUGCUCGCAGGACCACAGGAGGAGGGGAGCGGGCGGUUGCUGGUCACCAUGCAGAGUGUGGUCGUCCCCUGGACGCCCAGGCUGGGCUUACUGCUCACUGAGGUCCUCAGAGAUGGAUGUCUGUGACCAGCGCGCCAAACACAACAGGUCCUUCCAGUGCUUCGAUCCUUAAAAAUGACCAUCACUUCUGGUCACAAGAGAAACACUUGUGGCUGAUCCAGACUGGAGAAGCGGAACUCCAUGUAUACACUUACAUUAAGGUUGUCAUUUAUAAGUGAUGUGUUUCUCUUCAAAUAAUUUAUUUUUGUCUGAAAGUCAUGGUUGCCUGCAUUGCUUUUAUGCACACAUCAAUACUGUCAUCUGUGCAGUUCUCAAAUGGUCAUCCAUAGGUUGAGUCAGAACUGUCACAUACAAACAGCUGAAGGCUAAACAGGGACACGGGAGCAAUGUGACUUCCAAAUCUGAAACUUAGUCGGGAGUAUGGCUGUAACAAAAGAUAAAACUUGGUCGCUGUGGAUCACAAAUUUGCUCUCAGUGAGAUAAAACACGGCAAUUGAUCGUCAGUCAUUUUAUUUGGUACAUGAUUGAAAAUAACCGCUUCAUUUAAGGCCUUGAGGA
Synchiropus splendidus (mandarinfish) is the source of this 2598-nucleotide messenger RNA. RefSeq names its product netrin-4. The coding region runs from base 226 to 2106 and encodes 626 amino acids. The transcript is spliced from 10 exons. Gene Ontology annotation, cellular component: laminin trimer. Gene Ontology annotation, molecular function: protein binding. The record is from RefSeq and is a predicted model, not a curated record. NCBI's taxonomy places the organism in Eukaryota, Metazoa, Chordata, Actinopteri, Syngnathiformes, Callionymidae. Gene Ontology annotation, biological process: cell migration; basement membrane assembly; substrate adhesion-dependent cell spreading.